Messenger RNA from Lethenteron reissneri (Far Eastern brook lamprey), 1798 nucleotides. Its product is annotated as splicing factor U2AF 35 kDa subunit-like. Gene Ontology annotation, biological process: mRNA splicing, via spliceosome. Gene Ontology annotation, molecular function: RNA binding; metal ion binding. NCBI's taxonomy places the organism in Eukaryota, Metazoa, Chordata, Hyperoartia, Petromyzontiformes, Petromyzontidae. Gene Ontology annotation, cellular component: U2AF complex. The record is from RefSeq and is a predicted model, not a curated record.
ACUCGCGAGUGUACGGUAAUCACGUCGCGUUCCUCAUUAGCAUAACAUCGCGAGACUUGGUGGCCACGCCCCCCGCUCCUCGAAGGAGUGCGCGCGGUGGUCUCUCGCCCAACAUGGCGGAGUACCUGGCGUCCAUCUUCGGCACGGAGAAAGACAAGGUCAACUGCUCCUUCUACUUCAAGAUCGGUGCCUGUCGGCAUGGUGACCGCUGCUCACGCCUGCACAACAAACCGACCUUCAGCCAGACCAUCUGCCUGCUGAACCUGUACCAGAACCCACAGAAUGUGGCCCAGACGGCCAACGGGACAACCUGUAUGAUCAGCGAUGUCGAGAUGCAGCAGCAUUAUGACGACUUCUUCGAGGAGGUGUUUGUGGAGCUGGAGGAGAAGUACGGAGAGAUUGAGGAGAUGAACGUCUGCGACAACUUGGGAGAUCACCUGGUCGGAAACGUCUACAUCAAGUUCCACUCUGAGGAGGAUGCAGAAAAGGCCGUCAACGACCUCAACAACCGUUGGUUCAACGGGCAGCCCAUCCAGGCAGAGCUCUCUCCCGUCACCGACUUCCGGGAGGCCUGCUGCCGCCAAUACGAGAUGGGGGAGUGCACACGUGGAGGCUUUUGCAACUUCAUGCACCUCAAGCCCAUCUCUCGCGAGCUGCGUCGGGAGCUGUAUGGACGUGGCAAGCGCAAGCGACGCCGUUCCCGGUCACGCUCGCGGGAACGCCGUCGCUCUCGCUCCAAGGAACGGCGCCCGGACCGCAGCCGUGAGAGACGUCGUUCCAAGGAGCGCGCCGGCCGCUUCUGAAGCAGUGGCUUCCUUCCCUCCCCUUCUUUAGCUCCCUCCCUCUCUCGCUUGCUGGCUCCCUUCCUCACCCCAUCCCUCACUCCUUUUAUCCCUCGCUCUCUUUCUUGCCUCAUUCCUCACUCCCUCAAUCGCUCCCUCCCCGAGGUCGCAAACGGGUUUUGAUUCCUUACCCGUACCCGGCCGCACCAGGGUCGCAAACGGGUACCCGUACCCGGCCAUGUACGGGUAGCCGGGUAUUGGGUAGGGUACGGGUAUCGGGUCCCCGAUUGCGACCUCUGCUCCCUCCCUCCCUCCCUCCCAUGCUUCCUCCCUCUCUCGCAGCCUUCCUUGCUCACCUCCCUCACUCAUUCCGCCCCAUCCCCCCCAACUCGCUCCCUUGUUUGUUUACGAGAGAGCAGAUUUUACGUAAACUACCAGGGCUGCAAAGGGCUUCUGUCUGCACGUGCACACUCGCAAGCACGACAGCCCGCAAGGCAAUUUCUGUACAAAUACGAGCGUUAUACAUGCCGCUCCCCACGUGAGCAUCCGUUUUUACCGAUACCAUCUUCACACCACGCAUGCGUGCACACACUUUCCGAGGCCGAUCUUGAAGGUUGCAGGUUUAACUCAAGGUUGCGCCAAAGAAAGUUUGGCUGACUUAACUUGGGUCCCUUUGGCUCCCAGCGGCCGGUUGCAGUGGCCGACCUGCAGUGUUGUGUAACGCAAGUUAAUUUGUAUUCAUCGCGAAUGAAACAGUUUAACCUUGACUUCAAACCUGCAGUCUUGUUAAUUUAAAAUGUUGAGUCAUACCCCAGCAGUUAGUGUGUGUUGCGUGUUAAACAGUCUAACAUGUAGCGUCUGUGUAAGUUGCACUGCGUUGUAGGAUUUCAUUAUAAAAUCAUAAAAGACCAAAAAACUGACUGUUUUCCUCUUUUUAUUUGCCAUUAAGAGAACGUCGCGUGUGUUGUUAAUUUUGUAUCUGGAGUAAUCCACGAAUAAAGGCCCAUUUGGUGCCG